Myotis lucifugus (little brown bat) is the source of this 3983-nucleotide messenger RNA. It is a transcript of the gene MTMR6, whose product is annotated as myotubularin related protein 6. The record is from RefSeq and is a predicted model, not a curated record. Gene Ontology annotation, cellular component: nuclear envelope. Bases 141 to 2060 code for a protein of 639 amino acids. Gene Ontology annotation, biological process: dephosphorylation. Gene Ontology annotation, molecular function: phosphatidylinositol-3,5-bisphosphate phosphatase activity. Lineage: Eukaryota; Metazoa; Chordata; Mammalia; Chiroptera; Vespertilionidae. The transcript is spliced from 15 exons.
GGCGGGCUCGGCGGGGGCGGGCUGCGGGCCUCGGCGCUCCCCAGCGGAACUGGUUCCUGCUGGGUCUGGGUCGCCGCCGCCCAGGUUCUCUCGCUCAUGGUGCGCCUGUGAGGCGGUCCGCAGGCCGACGUGUCCUCGGCAUGGAGCACAUCCGUACGACCAAGGUUGAGCAAGUGAAAUUACUUGACCGAUUCAGUACCAACAACAAGUCAUUAACAGGAACACUAUAUCUUACGGCCACACAUCUAUUAUUUAUAGACUCUCAGCAGAAAGAAACCUGGAUAUUGCAUCAUCAUAUUGGCUCAGUGGAGAAAUUGGCUUUGACGACUUCUGGAUGCCCACUUGUGAUUCAGUGCAAGAACUUCAGGAUUGUGCAUUUCAUUGUUCCCAGAGAAAGAGAUUGCCAUGAUAUUUACAACUCUUUGCUACAACUGUCAAAACAAGCAAAAUAUGAAGAUCUCUAUGCGUUCUCUUAUAACCCCAAACAAAAUGAUUCUGAACGACUGCGAGGUUGGCAGCUUAUUGACCUUGCCGAGGAAUAUAAGAGAAUGGGCGUGCCAAAUUCAAACUGGCAGUUGUCUGAUGCUAACCGAGAAUACAAGAUUUGUGAAACUUAUCCUAGAGAACUUUAUGUUCCCCGAAUAGCAAGCAAACCAAUAAUUGUUGGUAGUUCUAAGUUCCGGAGCAAGGGAAGAUUUCCAGUUCUUUCCUACUAUCAUCAAAAUAAGGAGGCUGCCAUUUGUCGAUGCAGUCAACCACUGUCAGGAUUCAGUGCCAGGUGUCUGGAAGAUGAACAUUUGCUUCAAGCCAUUAGUAAAGCCAAUCCAGCCAAUCGCUAUAUGUAUGUCGUGGAUACCAGGCCUAAACUGAAUGCAAUAGCCAACAGAGCAGCUGGAAAAGGUUAUGAAAAUGAAGACAACUAUUCUAAUAUUAGAUUUCAGUUUGUUGGAAUUGAAAAUAUUCAUGUCAUGCGGUCCAGCCUUCAGAAGUUAUUGGAAGUCUUAGACAAUAUAUACUUUCAGUACAUCUCAGUUUGGACUACCUACAUUUCAGUUAAUGGUACCAAAGGGCUUUCUGUCAAUGAUUUCUACUCUGGUUUGGAGAGCUCAGGAUGGCUUCGCCAUAUCAAAGCUGUCAUGGACGCUGCAAUCUUCUUAGCCAAAGCAAUAAUGGUGGAAAAUGCAAGUGUGUUGGUUCAUUGUUCUGAUGGCUGGGAUAGAACUUCCCAGGUUUGUUCCCUUGGCUCUCUUUUAUUGGAUUCCUACUACAGAACAGUCAAAGGAUUCAUGGUUUUAAUAGAAAAGGAUUGGAUCUCCUUUGGACAUAAAUUUUCAGAGAGGUGUGGCCAUUUGGAUGGAGACCCAAAGGAAGUUUCACCAGUGUUUACUCAGUUCUUGGAAUGUGUGUGGCAUUUGACUGAACAGUUUCCACAAGACUUUGAAUUCAAUGAAGCGUUUCUUCUUCAGAUUCAUGAACAUAUUCAUUCAUGCCAAUUUGGAAACUUCCUUGGAAAUUGUCAGAAGGAAAGAGAAGAACUCAAGUUAAAAGAGAAGACUUACUCCUUGUGGCCAUUUCUUCUGGAUGACCAAAAGAAGUACUUAAAUCCACUGUACAGUUCCAAUUCUCAGAAAUUUGCUGUUUUGGAGCCAAAUACAGCAUCUUUCAAUUUUAAGUUUUGGAGAAACAUGUACCACCAAUUUGAUCGAACGUUGCAUCCCAGGGAGUCGGUGUGUAACAUAAUUAUGAAUAUGAAUGAGCAGAAUAAACAAUUAGAGAAAGACAUUAAAGACUUAGAAUCUAAAAUUAAUAAACGCAAAAAUGAGCAAAUAGAUGGAGUUCUCACCAAGGAAUUGUUACAUCCAGUUCAUCCUGAGUCACCUAUCAUCAAAACCUCCCUAUGUUUUAAGGAGCAGACUCUGUUACCUGUGAAUGAUACUCUUCGAACUAUAGAGGGCAGCAACCCAGCGGAUAAUCGUUACAGUGAAUACGCUGAGGAGUUUUCCAAAUCCGAACCUGCUGUGGUCAGCUUAGAGUAUGGUGUGGCAAGAAUGACUUGUUAGACUCCUAGAGUAUUUUCUGGACUGACUGUAAUGCAAGAAAUGGAUCAUUGUAAGGAUGAUCUGUGUGCAUGAUGAAAAGGAAUUUGUCUAAUAAAGAUCUUAGAGUUUAAUAGUAGAUUAAUUGUUUAAGGAAGGAAAAUAACUGCUCUUGUGAGAGGAGUUAGUGUAACUGCAUUUCUAGUAAGGAAUGACUUUCAGUUCUUUAAGAAACAAGUGAUAUUGACAUUUAUUCAAAACACAAUUUGCAUUGUAUACUAGCAAAUUGACAUUUCUGUAUGAUUUAUAUGAUAAUUAGAAUCAAACAUAAGUAGCUUUACUUAACUAUAAUUUAAUUACCAGUAAACAGAACUUGACAAGGCAGUCCCUUAAUAAAUGACAUGGCAUGUUCUUUCAAUUAUGCAACCAUGUAACUGAAUUUUUACAUAUUUUACCUAUAGUGAUGUUUAAUGUUGUGCCAUGAAAAAGAUUUCUAAGAAAGCCUUAAAAUCUCAGUUUAUUCUUUACUCUUAGGUUUUAUAGCCGAGAGCAGAAUUUUGUGUUUGGUUUUCUUUUUGCCAGCCUUGUUUUAUCUGUGAAGUCUGUACUCAUUACUGCAGGCCUUGCAUGCUACAGUACUCCUAUAUAGAAAGUUGCACAGGCACACUGUUAAGUUCAUGUGUAGCUCAUCCCACUUCCUUGUCAAAAUGAAACCACAGUUUUUAUUCCAUUUACAAUUUGCUUAGUACUACAUUUGAUGACUUAUUUACAACAUAGGUUAUUGAUUUUUUAAAAUAUGUUUUAAGCACAUUUGACUAUCUUUUAUAUAUGGGUUACUGCAUUCUAUUGAUUCUUAUUUAGUGGUUGGCUUUAUUCUUUUGAUAACUGUAAUUUUAAAAAUACAAAGUUCUAAAGCUGUUUUUAGAGCAAUGAAUAAUACGUACGUAUUUUAAAAUUGUUUUAUCUCUCAAUGAGUUAUUGCUCUUCCUAGAAUAUUUUACUUUCAGUUUACCUAAACAUUUUGGGAUAAAAAUCAAAAGGGGAAUACAGAUAGUUAUAUUUUGCUUGAUUAUAUGAAUCUUAAAGCAGUCAUUUCUAUAUGGAAUACUAUUUUCUGUUAAUAUAUAAGUAAAAAGAGGAAAAUGAAAGGUAGCCCAAUACAAAGUUAAUAUUUAACAAAAACAACUUAACUGCUGGGAAGAGUUUCAUUUUGCCAUGUUUUGAAAAAAUAGCACUGGUAGUUGAUGGUUAGGCAACCCACAUUCACACAGGGCCUGGAUGCCUUAGGUAGGACUGGAGCCAGCUGGCUUCAGAAUAGAAAAUGUAAGUAACAUGGUGGCACGAGCUAUAAUUCAAGGGUAUAAAGAAAUCUGCAAAGGGCCAUUCAUGCUUCUCUUUAUUAUACCUAUAUCUAUUAUUAGUUUUGAGCAUAAAUAUCUUUUUCAAGUGGAACAAAAGCUUUAUUGUAUGAGAACUUAUCAAAUCCCAUUUAUUUUUCCAAUGCUUUUCUGUAACAAAUUAUGUAAUAAAAAUACCCCUUUAUAAGCAGUAACAGAAAUACACUGUAUAUAAAAUAUAAUUUGUGAUAUUUAAGCACUGGGACAGGAAACUUAAUCUUUGUGACCACAAAGGGAAAGCUUUUGUGCCUUGUUAUUUGGUUCCAAUACUGAUUGUGGUUUUAGAAUCUUCCGUAGAAGACUUUCUAUAGUCAGCUCUUUGGUUUAUUAUCUUACAGUCUUCAACUUGAGGCACAUAUAUGUAUGUUUAGGUGUUCUCACAUGGACUGAAAAAUCAGUUAACAUUCUAUAUAGGGUAUAUAUUGGCAAAAGGCAGAUUGUGUAUGUCUUAUAAAGUUGGAUUUAUGUUCAAUGUGUUUGGGAAUGUAUAGCAUGUAAAUUAUUUCAUAUAUUAUUUAAAGGUAAUUAAAUGUUCAGGUUUUACUUUAAA